Linum trigynum is the source of this 2773-nucleotide messenger RNA. Lineage: Eukaryota; Viridiplantae; Streptophyta; Magnoliopsida; Malpighiales; Linaceae. The record is from the annotation of a GenBank genome assembly.
UCGUCAAACGCAAAGCCAACAAUGUUCAGGAAGACACCAAACAGGCGAUGGAGGGGCCAUCAAUCGAGCAAGGUCGUCAAAAACAGCAGAGGAGAGGAAGUGGCAACCAAGGCCUCGCUUUCCUUCUGCCAUCUCAAGAAUACCAAUGAUAACGGCGGCCAUACUCGCUUCCGAGAGGACGACAUGGAGAAUGCAACAGUUCCGCUCAUUCGUUGACCGUACGACGGUGCUCUGCGUGGUAUACAAAAUAGACUAGAGUGUCUCCUCUGUUUCUUUUGUCCUUUUGUUCGUAUUAUCUUCAAAAUGAGUGAAACUCAUCUAUCUUUCGUGUUAUAGUUUCAUAGAUAAUAUACAAAAUAGACUAGUGUUUCCUCUGUUUCUUUUAUCCUUCUCAAUGGCAUUAAACAUCACUAUUUACAUUAAAGACAUUAUUGGUUUUUUUAACUAGUUUUUCGUACGAGAAUUGUACCAAAUCUACACUGAAAAUUGAAUCGAAUUAUAGAUGCUCUUAACUGUGAUCGGACUGGAUUGAAAACAGUUUGGUCUAAUUUUAAUCCGAGUACCACUGACCGUAAUAUUAGUUUUCAUGUUGGGGACUAUUUUUGCAUUCUCCCACGCAACCGGAAACCAAAUUGAAUUGGAGUAAAUCCGAUUUCCGGUUACAACCGAACAAAGUUGUAUGUUACGGUUUCCGGUUGGACCUGAAAACUGAGACUGAAUUCCAAAAUCCAACCUUAAGUUGUGAUCUGCAUAAGUUUGAACCAAGCGUGUACCAUCAAAUUUUUUUUUUUUUUUUUUUUUACUCAAGACGUGAAAAUCACAUGUUCGCGUCUCGGUUAGCGGGCCCAAGUGAACCAACAACCGCAAAGUGGGCCAAAGUAUUUCCAGGCCCGCAGUCACGCAAAACCUAUAAGCCCGCUCUCUAUGGCCACCACCGCCCUAAAUUCAAAUUGCGAAUGAAGCUUUUCCCCUCUCCAUAUAAACCCUUCGCUUCCUCUGCGUCUGUACUAGUAAUUACUUGGCUUUUGAUUCUGCAUCGAUCGAGAGGGAGCGGAAGGAAGAAAGAAAUAUGUCUGCUCAGGAUGCUUACUCGGUGGAUAUGCUGGAACGCAAAAUCGCGGCCAAGUACGAUCCAGAGGGUUUGCCGAUGGCAGGAUCUUUACUCGGUCUCGGUGGACGUAUCCAGGCCGACGGGAGGAUGUACAAGUUCGUCAAACAACCGCCUCCUACGCACAAGAUCAACCUGAAGACCCCAAUCGGGGAAUGGAGGCCCCACGGUUCGAGCAAGAUCGUCAAGAACAGCAAAGGAGAGGAAGUGGCGACCAAGGCUUCAUAUUCCUACUACUGUUACACCAGCCGCGGCGCCCAGAGGACGCCAUGGGAGAGGCAAGAGUUCGUCGCUUUUGUUGAUCAGUCGAUCGCGCUCCAAGUGACCUACAAGAACAUGAGUGCCUCCCCUGUUUCUUCUAUUCUUGAAAGGGAUUAGGGCUAUGUCUACUUCUAAGUGAAGUGAAGGCAACAAGAAGUUGCUUUGUUUCAGUUAGUUAUGUUGAUGAUUUGCUUAAAGUUCAUGUCUUUUUCAUCUGGGGUCUUGUUAUUUUUCUUAUUAUGUAUGCUUUAGUACGAAGAAUGAUACACAACAGUGAAGGACACCAUAGAAACCUUUGUUCCAUCUUCAUAAAUGAAUCCAAAGUAGCACUCUGAGAAUAUCACACACUAUGCUGGUUAUUGAUUGAUAAAAGUGAAAUCAGCAAUGCUGCACAUUGUUCCCACACUAGCCUGGGUGAGAGUUCUCAAGAACUAGGGAAAUCGAUCCUCUGCAAGGUUAUCAUCGACACUACAACACAACCAUAGUACUUGUAGUUAUGAUUCCAGUGUCCUAUAUUGGAACCUAGAACAUCGAUCACGAGUGCGUUUUGGGGAGAUUCUGAGUUCGAGAACUCGAAAUGAUUCUCUCUGUGGAUCAAAACUUCACUGCAGUCGUCCAUGUGCCUUGCACACUCGGGUGUUUAGUCACGUGUCUCGUCUUCAGUUUCACCACCUUCCGCCCCAAGGCAUUCCUCAGCCGAGUAGCAUGCAGCAGUACUUCCUCUGGGGUCAUGUUCCUCACACUUACCACUCGGUCGUUGUUGUUCUCUUUUCACACACAAACACAAGGAGAAUAUUUCCAAGGUGAUUGUCUUUGAGAACCAGAAAGAGAGAAAGAGAGGAAGCAGCAAGCAGGCUUACUGUAAAAGGCCUUCAAGUGAGGAUGCUGUCCUCGAAUGAGCUCAGUUUCAAGCUCCAAAUGGGGAUUCGCCUCUUUGAACCAAGGAAGGUGCGACUCCAUGAAUGCCCUUUUAACACCAAUCGAGCAAACCAAUAAACCCACUUGUACCAAAAGAUGAAUAGCAUAAUAGAUACCAUUCAAUUACUAGAACAAAGAAGCUGUGGCAAUGAAAAUUUGUAUCAUCCAUAAUCCGAACAAUUCGGCCAAGCCCGUAUGACAGCGAGAGAGAUAGUUCACCUGAUGCUUCUGCUACUUCCACCCCAAUCAGAGUAACUCACAACCAGCUUUCUCAGCUGCCAAACACCUCUUAAGGCCAUCUGAAACUUUUCACCAAGUCAAAUUACUGAAGAGGAAAAGGGCAUCCCUUUAACAGAACACGUUCAUUUAAAUGCCAAUACACAAGGAUACAUGGCACCGAUAAACCCAGUAAUAGCAAAACAGAGACGCAUGAGAAAUGAUCAUCUACGAAGCAUUCGAUGGGAACAAUGAAAACUGAAAUCAGAA